Molecule: messenger RNA, 1038 nt
Organism: Moneuplotes crassus
Lineage: Eukaryota; Ciliophora; Spirotrichea; Euplotida; Euplotidae
Source: the annotation of a GenBank genome assembly
UAUUUUUUGAAAUUCCAUAUUACCCACUCAAAAUGCAAAUGGAGUCAACUACCGAAGUCGCCAUUCCAGCCACCAUGUCGCCUGAAUUAAGAAUCGGCCUAACCUUUAUCUGCUUCUGCUUCUACUUUUUAUGAGCAAUGGCUUCAUUUAGAUAUGGACCUAAGCCAAUGAGGCUGGAGAAGGGGAAAUGGGUGACGAUGAAGAAACCUGAUCAUGACAUGCACUAUCUUGAAUGGGUGUCGAUAGUGCAUGGAGUGAGCUGAAUUCUGAUCGGGGGAUAUAUCUCGUAUUAUUAUGGGUUCCGGUAUAACAGAAAGACGCUUUAUAGCCAAUAUUUUAUGGCUGCUAAUUCAUUUGGAUAUUUUAUGUAUGAUACUAUUGCUGAAUGGUACUUUGGGACGUUUGAUUUAGGGAUGAUCGCCCAUCAUAUCGCUUCGAUGGCUGCAAUAGUCUUUAUUUUAUUCGAACAAUAUGGGGGUUGUGCUAUGAUGACCGGGCUCUAUUAUGCAGAAAUGUCUGGGCCGUGCUUUAUCUUUCGAUGUGCAUUUAAAAGACAGAAUCUAGAGUCUACAAGAAAAUACCUUUAUGUUGUUACUUUAUACUCAAUUUGAUACUUUUUCUCGAGAGGUGUAGGAUAUACUACCGCUUUAUAUCCUAUUGCCGGAGCUCUAAAAAUUCCUUUCUACUUGAAAUGAAUUUUCAUCCCCUCACUUCUCAUUUCAUACAUAUGGUUAAUACUAAUAAUCUCGAUGUUGUGGAAAACCCUCCCAAAUUGGUCACAAAAUCCAAAAGAGAUAGAAAACUCUCGCUGGUGGAUUUCAGGGAGGAAAUUUUUCAAUAAAUACACUAAGGACUCACCUUGGGUGUAUGUAACAAUCCUAUUUAUGGCAAUUGUAUUCUGUAUUAUGCCUCUGAGCUAUGCUUACAUUGCUAAUAAUGUUGACCCAUCAUGGGGGUAUACAGAAGUGUAUGAAUAAUUAUCAAAAAUUAGGAAACAAGAGACAACUUUUGCGUACGUUAAAACUUAAAAACAAUUUU